AUUGAUUCCAUCACGGCAUCACCCCAACCGAAACCAAAAGAGCAGACAAGACUGCGGCGGGGUGGCUUCUAUUCCGCGUCUGCACCGCUUUUCUCGCGCAAAUUAUUUUCAUCCGAUUUCCCAAAAGAAAAGGAGAAAUAUUUUUCUGGAUGCAUACGAUCAAAGCAGGGUAGUGUUGCCGGUGAGAUUAAAGAAUUUCUGUGGAUAGACUUUUAAUUGAAAGAAAGAGAUUGAAGUAGAGCAUCAUGGGUGUUUGUUGCUGUUUGCCUUUUGAGGAUGUUGAGGAGCACAGGAAUCCAAGCAGUUCAGUCUACAGGAACUGUACAUGUCUCAGAUGUUUUGUUCAGAAUUUUCUAAGCCUGUGCGCCUCAUUGUUUCGAAGAGGGGAUGUGCAUUCUCUCUCUUCGUCCCUUCAGGGGACUGCAUCUAUGACUUCUAGUGCAUCACUGGACAACUCCCUCUCUGACAUGUACCACUCUCCUCCAAGACCCUUGCCUUAUGAUGCCGACCCCAGAUAUUUACGGUUGCAGCGUGAUGGUUUGGUUUCUAGACGGGAAAAGGGUACAGGUUAUUCACAUGAAGAAUCAGAGCCUUUAAGAAGUGAAAAUGAUGUGGAUUCAGAAGAUUUCAUUGCAGGAGACAAAUGGAAUGAUUCUACUUGCGAAGAAGGAUUCAAGGAACAGUGUUCUAGAUCCUCACUGAAGCUCUCACCAGCAAAAGCAACAGUUGGAAUUGGGUAUAUUUAUUCACUAUCGGAAGAUGAAGAUGCCUGUCCAACUUGUCUUGAAGAAUACACUCCAGAGAACCCUAAAAUAAUGACAAAAUGUUCUCACCACUUCCACCUUGGUUGUAUUUAUGAGUGGAUGGAGAGAAGUGACAGUUGCCCUGUUUGUGGAAAGGUGAUGGUGUUCGAUGAAACGACAUGGGCUUCAAUGAAGGAUGGAACCAACAACAUGAGAAAUUAAAGACGAGUGGUAUAGAGUUCUUUGUGAAGUAUUGAAGGUUAAAGUGUUUGGCAUCCAUGGUAAAUAUGAAAUUGUUACGGUGACAAUAUGAAUAUCUCCAAAUGUCAAUUUUCUUUCUGAGUUAUGAAAAUCUGGCCAGUCUAGAAGAUGUGAAUGAGAUGAAAAGAAGCUGAAAAGGAACAUUGAUUUUCAUUUGCAAAUGCAAAUCUUUGAUCGGUUA
This is a messenger RNA of Tripterygium wilfordii, 1185 nucleotides long. Its product is annotated as E3 ubiquitin-protein ligase At3g02290-like. The record is from RefSeq and is a predicted model, not a curated record. Bases 246 to 965 code for a protein of 239 amino acids. Lineage: Eukaryota; Viridiplantae; Streptophyta; Magnoliopsida; Celastrales; Celastraceae. Gene Ontology annotation, molecular function: ubiquitin-protein transferase activity. The transcript is spliced from 4 exons.